Molecule: messenger RNA, 199 nt
Organism: Paramecium sonneborni
Lineage: Eukaryota; Ciliophora; Oligohymenophorea; Peniculida; Parameciidae
Source: the annotation of a GenBank genome assembly
AUGAUGAAUUAAAUGAAAAUUAACAUAAUUAAUUAGAAUAAGAAAAUGAAAAAAAAAAUCAAAUUUUUGGUUAAUUAAUAGAAAGUAGAGCAAUUAGAGAAGAAAAACAUUUUGAUUUUUCAGAGAUUUAUAUUGAAAGCUUAAUUUAAUGUAUUGAAUUUGUUUUGGGAGCUGUAUCUAAUACAGCAUCAUAUUUGAG